AUGUCUUCUGCCAUUUCAUUACCCACCACCGCCCACAACUUGGUCCAACGGCGGACUGCCACUCCUUUAUCCGGGAAAAGUCAUACCAACAACAGUGUUACCCAACUUAGUCGACCACAAAAGACUUCUAGGCCCGACCAAUGGUGGCUGUUGAGCGUGCCUGCGUUCCUAAUCGCCGCUUAUGCUGCCAAUUUCCUCAUCGACGUGUACCGAGUGGGCGACUCUGCAAUCAUUGACCGCAUUCGCUCCUCACUCUUCGGGAUUAGCCACAUUGUGGGUGGGCUGACUGCCAUGCUGCUGGGCCCCUUUCAAUUCCUUGCUAGCAUCCGACGGAAAUAUCCCAAAGUCCAUCGGUGGAUAGGUCGUUUAUAUGCACUGGGAAUUUUGAUGGGUGGGAUCAAUGCAUUCUACGUGUCCUUCACUUCUCUAUGUCGUCCUCUGGGUCAGUACGCAUUCGCGUUUCUAGGGUUGAUUUGGUUGGCGACCGCAGCCAUGGGAAUGAGCACAAUAUGGUCUGGUCAAGUCGCUCAACACCGGAAUUGGAUGGCCCGAAACUUUUCUCUCACCUAUGCCGCUGUCAUGUUGCGCUGGCAGCUACCACUGUUUAUUUCUCUUGGUAUGGAAACAGAGCCGGCAUUGACGCUCACGGGUUUCACGAGCUGGAUUCCAAACCUGAUUUUCGCUGAAUGGUGGAUCAUUCGACAAACUCCCAAGAGAGCAUCCGAUUAA
Pestalotiopsis fici W106-1 is the source of this 729-nucleotide messenger RNA. RefSeq lists its product as uncharacterized. The record is from RefSeq and is a predicted model, not a curated record. NCBI's taxonomy places the organism in Eukaryota, Fungi, Ascomycota, Sordariomycetes, Amphisphaeriales, Sporocadaceae. The transcript has a single exon. The coding region runs from base 1 to 729 and encodes 242 amino acids.